This is a messenger RNA of Balaenoptera acutorostrata (minke whale), 381 nucleotides long. RefSeq names its product mediator of RNA polymerase II transcription subunit 9-like. NCBI's taxonomy places the organism in Eukaryota, Metazoa, Chordata, Mammalia, Artiodactyla, Balaenopteridae. Bases 1 to 381 code for a protein of 126 amino acids. The transcript has a single exon. Gene Ontology annotation, cellular component: mediator complex. Gene Ontology annotation, biological process: regulation of transcription by RNA polymerase II. Gene Ontology annotation, molecular function: transcription coregulator activity. The record is from RefSeq and is a predicted model, not a curated record.
AUGGCUUCUGUGGGGGUGUCUGUUGGCCGGCAGGACAAGGAUGCGCUGCAGCCACCCUCAGAGCCGCCGCUGCCCGAGACGAAGCCGCUGCCGCCUCCGCAGCCGCUGCCGCCGGUCUCCGCGCCGCCGAGGCCUCCAUCCCCGGCCGGCGUGAAGGCUGAGGAGAACUGCUCCUUCCUCCCUCUGGUUCACAACAUCAUCAAAUGCAUGGACAAGGACAGCCCUGAUGUCCACCAGGACCUGAACGCCCUCAAGACCAAGUUCCAGGAGAUGCGCAAGGUGGUCAGCGCCAUGCCUGGCAUCCACCUGAGCCUCGAACGGCAGCAGCAGCAGCUGCACCGCCUCCGCGAGCAGGUCCGGACCACGAACGAGCUCCUGUAG